Messenger RNA from Siniperca chuatsi (mandarin fish), 2170 nucleotides. It is a transcript of the gene gas1b, whose product is annotated as growth arrest-specific 1b. The transcript has a single exon. Gene Ontology annotation, biological process: regulation of cell cycle. The record is from RefSeq and is a predicted model, not a curated record. The coding region runs from base 457 to 1233 and encodes 258 amino acids. Lineage: Eukaryota; Metazoa; Chordata; Actinopteri; Centrarchiformes; Sinipercidae.
ACACAGCCCUCAUCACAAAGCUGCUGCAGGACGAGUGUAUGCGGGCUGGAAGUGAAAGCGGAUGAGUGACUUAAGAAACAAGGAUAUAUCGCGGUACAUUUGGAAGAGUUUGGGAAAUAAGUCUUAAUAAGUUUUUUGCGGACAUGUUAAAGUUUAGCAAAACUUUUACUCGUCUGUGUGUGUGCUGAACUACAGAUACAUGCGCAUGUGGAGCCUCCAAAAACGAACUUGGACUGGCGAGAACUGGAAACUUUGUAUCAACAUCGAACCUUUUAGGUUUUAACCUGAUUGGCUUGUUAUGGGCAUCCUUGACGAGUUGUAUGCCUCACUGACUUUAAGUCACUAACUGUGACAUGAUAUGAAACCAUUGAAGAGUAACCUUGUUUUGACGCAGCGUGAUGGAAUUACAGAAGCCCUAAUGAAGUCUAACAUUUUUAAGAUUAAUUCUUCCUGGAAAUGGCAAAUCGUGCCAUAUUGAUGGAGCGGACAGCGGUUUUGAUAUGCAGUGUAUUGAUCCUAAUCAUCGGUCUAUGUGUCGGAUCUCCUAACCACAGUCGUCGGCUGGUCUGUUGGAAAGCCAUCCUGAAGUGCCACGGAGAGCCAGAGUGCCAUUACGCUUAUGACCAGUACAUUUAUGCCUGCGCGUCUGUCAUCAAUGGGGAACGUAAGAAGUGUCCCAGCCACUGCAUAUCUUCUCUCAUUCAGCUCAAUCUAACCCAAAGCGGCCCGGCUCUGGAGGACUGCGACUGCGCCCUGGAUCCGGUCUGCAGGAGGACGAAACAAGCCAUCGAGCCGUGCCUGCCGCGGACCAGCACCAUGGGCUGCACCGAGGCCCGACGGCAGUGUGAGAUGGACCUGUCGUGUAGCUCUGCUAUGAGGGAUUAUUUAUUCCACUGCCGAAAACUCUUCGGAGGGGAAAGGUGCUCGGAUGGGUGCCGCAGAGUGAUAGCCAACAUGCGCUCCAUACCUAAAGCGCAACAGUUAGACACUUGUGUGUGUGAUGGCACGGAGAGGAACAUAUGCGAGUAUAUUAAAGUCAGCAUGAAAACUUUCUGCUCUGAUUCUAGUGAUAGGUUCGCGGGAAGCGGCUUUUCAGACUCUGAGGAGGAUUCUGAUGAUGAUUAUAUCGACCAGGACGAUUAUCAAUACGUGGAAAACUCAAGUGACUCCCCACCUUGUCAGACUGUGCUAAAUGUCCUCACCACCAUUUUGGUUUUAACUAAAUUAAUCUGAAAAGCUAGAAAGUCAGUCUUGCUCAAUCAACACCAGAAUCAACUCACAUCACUACAAUCUGUCUGCUUUGUUGUAACCAGCCAUGUUUCCCUUAAACUUACAUCUGGGGCUUAUAAACUCAACCCUAAAGUUUCUGCUACAGAUCUGCACAAAUUCAUACAUUUAAGGCCAUUUGCUCUUUGUUGAUGUCAAAAGCAUGCAAAUGAGGGUUUGUGGAUCAGAUCAAUAGCAUAUGUAAAAUGUUCUGAUAAUGCUGAAGGAGCCUAUUUUUGUAUGUCAGCUAUAUAAAGAUAAAUUGUACAGUAUAUUGUAUAAACUUGUUUUUGUCAAAAUAUUUGUUUAUGAGUGACAAGAGAUUUGCACUGUAUGAAUAGGUGAGUCACACUCUUUUAGGGCAUUAUGACCACAGAGGAAGGAAAAAUGUUUUGUCUAAAAGUGCCUAAAAGUCUUUAUACUGGUUUCAUUCACCAUUAUGUGUACAUAUCAGAGGCAUGCUGUGAAAGCACAGCAAUUUUCUUUUACCAGCUGUACAGAGACUCUCUCUCCACAAGCCCUUGAUGAAAGCCACUGAAAUGUGUCUAAAUCCCAGAGCAGAUAAUGUGUCUAAAAAACAAGAAGCUCUUAAGAGCGAUACACUUGACCUUGUAAACAUGGAUGUUUGCAUAAAGGUAUAAAGUGUUAAUUCUUGAAAACUGUUCAAACAGAAAGAGAAAGGUAAACGCCUCCUCUUGGGGGAUUUGCAGCACAAACAGAGCCAAGAAGUGUUCGGUCAGUUUGUUUAUCCUCACCCCAUGUGUUAGAAGUCUACACAAAGACACACUGAGAUAAAAAAAAAAAAAGAUGUCUGUGUUUGGGUAAGUAGAGAUAUUAAGUGUCCAUUAUGAACACACUCCUCUGAAUGUACAUGCACAUUAAAUAAAUAAGAGUUUUAAAAUGA